Molecule: messenger RNA, 3310 nt
Organism: Megalobrama amblycephala (Wuchang bream)
Lineage: Eukaryota; Metazoa; Chordata; Actinopteri; Cypriniformes; Xenocyprididae
Product: mucin-2-like
Exons: 2
Coding region: 63-2054 (663 amino acids)
Source: RefSeq, a predicted model, not a curated record
GGAAGUGUGUAUAUAAAGCAUGGAUGGAUGGACAUUUGGCACAUCCAUAAACAGAGACAUAAAUGACCUGCUGGAUACAAACACCUCAGAAGAUGAGACCUGUCUUCUAUUUCUGCCUGCUGCUCUUCUCUGUUCAGAAAACAUCUGAACAGAUCAAUAAUACCACAACAGUCAGUGAUUCAACUGUAGCCUCACAAACUUCCUCGCAAACCAUGACCUACUCAAGCAUCAAUACCACAAGUGUUACAACAACGACCUUCAACACUUCAAGCACUCCAACAACAACCUACUCAAGUGUCGAUACCACAAUCACUCCACCAACGACCUUCACGACUACAGAAGCUCCAACAAUGACCUUCACGACUACAGAAGCUCCAAAAAUGACCUUCACGACUACAGAAGCUCCAACAACAACCUACUCAAGCGUUGAUACCACAAUCACUCCACCAAUGACCUUCACGAAUACAGAAACUCCAACAAUGACCUUCACAACUACAGAAGCUCCAACAACAACUUUCACAACUACAGAAGCUCCAACAACAACCUUCACGACUGCAGAAGCUCCAACAACAACUUUCACAACUACAGAAGCUCCAACAACAACCUUCACAACUACAGAAGCUCCAAAAAUGACCUUCACGACUGCAGAAGCUCCAACAAUGACCUUCACGACUACAAAAGCUCCAACAACAACCUUCACAACUACAGAAGCUCCAAAAAUGACCUUCACGACUGCAGAAGCUCCAACAACGACCUUCACGACUGCAGAAGCUCCAACAACGACCUUCACGACUACAGAAGCUCCAACAACGACCUUCACGACUGCAGAAGCUCCAACAACAACCUUCACGACUACAGAAGCUCCAACAACAACCUUCACGACUACAGAAGCUCCAACAACGACCGUUCACGACUACAGAAGCUCCAACAACGACCUUCACGACUACAGAAGCUCCAACAACGACCUUCACGACUACAAGCGCUCCAACAACGACCUUCACGACUACAACCGCUCCAACAACAACCUACUCAAGCGUCGAUACCACAAUCACUCCACUAACGACUUUCAGAACUACAAAGCUCCAACAACGACCUUCACAACUACAGAAGCUCCAACAACGACCUUCACGACUACAAGCGCUCCAACAACAACCUACUCAAGCGUCGAUACCACAAUCACUCCACUAACAACCUUCAGAACUACAAAAGCUCCAACAAUGACCUUCACAACUACAGAAGCUCCAACAAUGACCUUCACGACUACAAGCACUCCAACAACGACCUUCACGACUACAAGCACUCCAACAACGACCUUCACGACUACAAAAGCUCCAACAAUGACCUUCGCGACUACAAGCACUCCAACAACGACCUUCAUGACUACAAGCACUCCAACAACGACCUUCGCGACUACAAAAGCUCCAACAAUGACCUUCACAACUACAGAAGCUCCAACAACGACCUUCACGACUACAAGCACUCCAACAACGACCUUCACGACUACAAAAGCUCCAACAAUGACCUUCGCGACUACAAAAGCUCCAACAAUGACCUUCACGACUACAAGCACUCCAACAACGACCUUCACGACUACAAGCACUCCAACAACGACCUUCACGACUACAAAAGCUCCAACAAUGACCUUCACGACUACAGAAGCUCCAACAACGACCUUCACGACUACAAGCACUCCAACAACGACCUUCACGACUACAAAAGCUCCAACAAUGACCUUCGCGACUACAAGCAUUCCAACAACGACCUUCACGACUACAAGCACUUCAACAACGACCUUCACGACUACAAAAGCUCCAACAACGACCUACUCAAGCGUCGAUACCACUUCAUCAGCUCUUAUUACCAGCACAGCUCCAAACAGUCUUUCCACUCAACCCUCCACAACCCAAACUGUGGACAACAGUAGCACCACCACGACUACAAAACCAGCACCGACUACAACCCAAACCACUGUCUCCACCGCAGCUUCAGCCCAGUAUGUCCACUUUGAUCUUCUGCUGAUGUCUCUGAUGAUUCUUGUCAUAGUGGAACAUUAAUGCAAAAUUUUUGAUCCUCAGUCGCCCGGGAGCCAAAUAAUAUUAAUUAUUAUUAACUCUCAUUAACUAUGUGUGUUAAUUAUUUUGUAGUUUGCAGUCAGGGUUGCAGUUCUGUGGAGGUUUCAUGUCUAGAUCAUUCAAAUUUUGUGUGACGCAACACUGACCUCAUGUUGUACUGAUCUGAACACAGCCUUACUAACUCCUGUUGAAUGAACGCCACAUUUAUGACAACAACAUGACAAACAGAAUAGAUUUUGGAGUAAAACUGUUGUGAUUUCCGUUUUUCAAAUGCUUGUAAAUUUGUAUUAUGUUGAAUAUGUUCAGUUGGGUGAAGGGACUCAUUUGUUGGUCUGAAGUCAUUUUUAUGAUAGUUUUUUGUGCUUGAGCUCCUUAUUGAGCUUUUUACCUGCUGGAUGUGUGUACCUUUUGUUUACCUCCUGCUUUUCAGAGUAACCAGGAAUUUGUGCAGCACAUUUCAUUAUAACCGUUCAUAAUACAUUCACUAUAACUUUUCGUUUUCAACAAGCCAAAUGCAAAUCUUCAUCUGAUGUAUCUGAUAAGCACAGGACAUUUCCUGCAAUUUCGUUUUCAAUUUAUUUGACUCAUGGUCUUUGUCACGAACAUCAAUAAAAUUACAUAUAAACAUUAUAUAGUAUAAAACUAUUUUUUCCCCUUCUAAACCUUUAAGUUCACUCCUGAUUCCUCAUUUUUAUCAUACCUGUUUAAUGUUCUUCUAGUUCUGACACAAGGGUUAGAUUUGAUAAUAAUGUUUGAGCAUUCCAGCCGUUCCGCUGCUAUUGAACGUGUCCUACUUUCAUACAAUAUCACUGUUACUGAUUUGGGCUUAAGAAAGACAAAUCUAUCAUAUACUGUUUAAAUAUCUUUGGAUUAAAAACUCAUGGUGACAUGAUUCAGACCAAAUUAACCAUUGAGGUCACAUGUUCAUCAAGUUAUUUAUCUUAACUAUUUAUUGCAAAAGCAAAUAAUCUGUAUUUUCAUUUGUUGAUUAGAAUAAGACUCUUACUUAAAUUCCUAAAAUGUUUAAAACAAGUCUUUUUUACAGCUGCUUUACAGCAGAAUUGAUCAUUAUUUUCCUGUUUAUGACUGUAAAUCUGUAUUGUAUAAAGCAGAAAUGAAGGUGACUUGACUAGUAUGUCUUUAUUGAUUUUGCUUAAGUUUUAAAGAUGUUUACUGGGAAAAAUGACAAAAUAAUGUUUUGACAUUAAGAAAGACUUGUAUAAGUGUCAUGAUUAAAA